Ziziphus jujuba (common jujube) is the source of this 1013-nucleotide messenger RNA. RefSeq lists its product as uncharacterized. The transcript has 5 exons. The record is from RefSeq and is a predicted model, not a curated record. Lineage: Eukaryota; Viridiplantae; Streptophyta; Magnoliopsida; Rosales; Rhamnaceae. The coding region runs from base 324 to 782 and encodes 152 amino acids.
UGCAACACCAAAGUUUAGUACUCAAAGAUCCAAAUUAGAAGCCUCUCGAAUCUUCUCUUUCUCAAUUUAGUACCUUUCGGUCAUUAUUUAAUCAUAUGCUUUUUUAUUGAUGAGAGAAACUCAUAUAUUUUAUUUCACUUGUCGAAUUAUCCAAUUGCAUUUCCUUCUUUAAAACCUACUAGCCUUGUAGACCAAAGAAACAGCAGAGCUCCCUGUCAGUGCGUAGUUUUGUUGGUAUAAUAUUAAUAUUGGCUGUGCAUUUUUCAUUAGUUGCCGUUGUAGCUACUUUGUAGCAUUCUUUCACAAGCGACGGCAGGUGAAAAAUGUCUGACGUCAGCAGAGAUGGGUCUUGCUAUUAUUCUGUGCUUGGAAUACGCAAACAGGCCAGUGUCCCUGAGAUUCGUGAGGCUUAUCGUCGACUUGCUCUGAAAUGGCAUCCGGAUAGAUGGAGGAAAGACCCAAAAGUUUCUGUAGAAGCUAAGAAGCGGUUUCAGCAAAUUCAAGAGGCUUAUUCAGUUUUAUCAGAUAAAAGCAAAAGAACCGUCUAUGAUGCCGGAUUGUUUGGUCUGGUCGGAGAAAACGAUGAUGAAGGAUUUUGCGAUUUCAUGCAGGAAAUGGUCUGCUUAAUGCGAAGGGAAAGAACCCAGAAGGACAGCAGCUUGGAGGAUCUUCAGGAGCUGUUAGAGGAGAUGAUGACAGAGGACGAAAGAGUCAUGUUUGGAUUCGGAUGGGAAACGUCUGGAACUACUUCUAGGCAAAGGAUACGUGUUGCCCCAUUAUGAUUGAUACAUAGGUUACAUAUCCCAUCUUAAAUGUUAUCUAAUUUCUACCAUUAAUUUGAUCUCUGAUCAUUGAUCUCAUUGCUUUAGUUUUUCCCUCCCAAUUUUGAGGCAAUUAAGGGAAUAAUUAAUAUGCUUAUGUAUCCCAAAUCAUACGUGCUUAAUCAUGUCCAAAUGUAAUCCAUCAGAAAAUGGUAGAACAUUACUGUUCCGUACUUCUUUAUUAUUUAUAAU